AUGGCCGAAAUUUCGAGGAGGACGAAGUGGCUGAGGAUUGUCUCGAGCAUUGGGGCGCUGUAUCUGGACAGCUGCUUGCACGGAGCCGUCGUGCCGAUUGUUUCCGAGUGGGCUUGGGCAACUACCGACGUCCCCCUCACCACAAACCGAUCACACACCAGUGGAGACGAAGAAACAAGGGCCAGUUUCGCAAUUGAUGCCAUUUUCCUUUCUACUGGAAUUGCAGAGAUUGGUUUAUCGCCAAUUGCUGGUAUGGCAGCCGACCGGUUUGGGUUUGAUGUGGUCAUUUUGGCUGGGCUUCUGGUUGGAAUAUUGAAAUGUCUUCUGUUUGGACUUCUAGGCACAUCGAUUGUGAUUGUUUCAAUCAAUCGUGUUCUUCAAGGUGUAGUGAGUGCCUUUACACAAACCAUAGCAAUGGCUCGUAUUAGAGAUGUAUAUGCAGAGGCAUCGCCAGAGUGCGCCAACGUGAUGGCCAUAGCCAUGUUCAAAAUGGCAUACAAUUUCUUUGCGGGACUUUUCAUUGGAGAACUGUACAGAUAUUUGAAGUAUCGAGUGUUCCUCCUGUUUCUACCCAUCUCUUUGCUACUCAUCAUCGGCGUAUUGAUAACAUUCAGAACUGACAAUUUCCAUUCAAAAGACGAAUCGAAGGAAGGGAGCGAAUGCAAGCAAAACCCGUCUUCAGCUGUUCAAUGGAGGGUGAUCUGCGAUGUCCAGCUUAUGGUCGUUGCAACCUGCUUCGUGGUUUCAAAUCUUGGCCAGUCUUCCUUGGAACCAUCCUUUGCCGUGUGGAUGAAAUCUGCCUUCGGGGCGGGUCCGGAAUCCACAGGUGUCAUUCUUGGGCUCUGCGGGGUGGCAACGAUCACAGCCAGCCUCGCCAGCGCUCAGAUCCUACCCACUCUCCGGCACCGAUCCUGGAUCUUCUGCUUGACAUCUCUCUGUACGGCGGGAGUACCUUUGCUUCUUGUCAGCUUCUCACCGAGCAUCGUUCUAGCCGGUGCCAGCCUGUGCGCUCAUUUCCUCGGCGCCACUGCUGCGCGUUUCACCCUCCUCCUGAUGUGUUCUACCAUCGCCAACAGCCGCUAUCCCCAAGCCUACGGUCUAGUCUUUUCCGUGCUCAACGUAGGCUGGGCGGCUUCCUUUCUCGUUGGACCCCUCCUUGCCUCCUACCUGUUUGGAUCCGUUUGCGUCAUCUGUAUCAUCGGAGUAGCUUGCAUUGCCAGUUCCCUACUCACAAUGAUCUUACAGACGCUUGACUCCAAGCAAGGACCCAAUUUCAUGGACUGUUUUCCUAAGGAAUAUCCCGAGUAUCAGAUAGUGACCGAAGGCCCUCCAUUGCCUUAUGAGGAAGUAAUUCAGCAGCCGAAUGAUUAA
This is a messenger RNA of Patiria miniata (bat star), 1371 nucleotides long. RefSeq names its product vesicular acetylcholine transporter unc-17-like. The record is from RefSeq and is a predicted model, not a curated record. The coding region runs from base 1 to 1371 and encodes 456 amino acids. Gene Ontology annotation, molecular function: transmembrane transporter activity. The transcript has a single exon. NCBI's taxonomy places the organism in Eukaryota, Metazoa, Echinodermata, Asteroidea, Valvatida, Asterinidae. Gene Ontology annotation, biological process: transmembrane transport.